Molecule: messenger RNA, 4619 nt
Organism: Seriola aureovittata
Lineage: Eukaryota; Metazoa; Chordata; Actinopteri; Carangiformes; Carangidae
Product: fasciculation and elongation protein zeta-2-like
Exons: 11
Coding region: 80-1267 (395 amino acids)
Cellular component (GO): cytoplasm; axon
Source: RefSeq, a predicted model, not a curated record
CUAGUCCAGUGUCUCGAAGCCGAAAACAUAGCACCACCGAGGGGACUAACUGGCUGUCAACCUAGCUCCCACGGCAGUCAUGGCGGCGCCGUUAGCCCACUUCGAUGAGGACUGGCAGGACUUUAACGAAUUCAAGCCGUCCUCGGAGUCGGCCGACCAGCUGGACCAGCUUAACUCAAAUGUGGGCGAUUCGUCGUCGGGCCUAGACGAUUUCUCAGACCUGGACAACAGUUUCUCGGGGGAGAUCUGCAGCUUCAAAUCGAUGGAGGACCUCGUCCACGACUUCGACGAGAAGCUGACAGUGUGUUUCCGAAACUACAACACCGCGACGGAAAACAUAGCUCCCAUUAAACCUAUCUCGGAGGAUAAUUACUUGAAAGACGACGAAGUGUGGAACGCUCUGACAGAUAACUAUGGCAACGUGAUGCCUGUGGACUGGAAGUCAUCGCACACUCGCUCCCUACACCUUCCCACCCUCAACCUCACGGAGCAUGAGAAGUUGGAUAACCAGUCUUUGGAUCUGUCUGACGAUGAGGAGCUGAGGGAGCAGAUGGAUAUGCACUCAAUCAUUGUCUCCUGCAUCAACGAUGAGCCGCUCUUCACAGCUGAACAGGUGAUAGAGGAGAUAGAAGAGAUGAUGCAGGAGUCUCCAGACCCAGAGGACGAUGAGAGUCCCACCCAGUCCGACUUGUCCAUGCUCUCUCAGGACCUCCACGCCCUGAAACGCUCUGGCUCCAACACCAGCUACGAGGACCGGCUGCGUCAGCUGUCUGUGUCUGAACUGACCGAGACUCUGGAGGAAGUGGAAACAGCCAUUCGCCGCUACAGUGAGGAGCUGAUCCAGGCUCUGGCCCUGCGAGACGAACUCGACUAUGAAAAGGAGGUGAAGAACAGCUUCAUCUCGCUGCUGAUUGAUGUACAGAACAGACAGAAGGAGCACCGCGAGCUGCUGCGCAAGAAGAAGAAAAUCAGAAGUACGACUACAACCGGACCCAACGGCCAGAGGACAGCCAGCACGCACAUACCAGGCACACUCCUCACUUUGGAGGGACUCUCCAAUGUCAUUCAAAAUGGUCUCCGUCAAACUUUUGGCAACACAGGAGGGGACAAACAGUACCUGACCACAGUAAUCCCUUAUGAGAAGAAAGCAGGCUCCCCAUCAGUAGAAGACCUCCAGAUCCUCACAAAGAUCCUCCAUGCCAUGAGGGAUGACAGUGAGAAGGUACCUGCCCUGCUAACAGACUACAUCCUCAAAGCUCUGGUAUGAGAGCAGUGGAAACUGAGUUCUUUGUCCCACGUAAAGCCAAAGGCGAAGCCUUGUGUUUCCAGGACCUUCCACUGGACCACGAGAUGAGGGUUCUGGUAAUCUGGAUGAUACCAGAUAAUGGAUUAAAAUCCAAACCUUCCUCCCCAUUUUUCACAACAUAGACUUUCUUUCCUUGUGGCAUUUUUUACUCUGCCAUUUUUGUUCCUAAGACUUUAACUCUAGAUAUAACUCCUUGGUAUGUAUAGUCAUAAUAUUUUAUUGUUUUAUUGCCUGAGUUCUACAGCCCUGUAUAUCCUGACUGCAUGAUGAUCAGUGUUAGUUUGAACACCUCACUUCCUGAUUUACCAGUGGCUCUUGAACGGUAAAGGGUCAACGAAAUAAUGAGGUGUGUUUUUUAAUCUGUGGGCUUCAUCAGCAGGCCUGUGUGAGGGAAAUGCAGUCCAAUCCGUUUUGUAAACUGAAUGCAUUUGCAUCAGUGUAGUCCAUGCUUGACGGGAAAACAAAUUCUGGCAAAAUCUCUGGAUCUUAAAGUGCGAGGCGAGCUGUGGUAUCAAGUAUAAAUCUUGUUUUUCCUGUUUGGAAACCAUUGUUUUAAUAGCAUUGGAUGAUUAAUUCAUGCUUGCUAAGGAUUGAGAUGAUCAAACCCUUUAAUUUAAAUAUCCAGAUUUGUUGGUUCACCUGUCUUUGCAUGUUGGUUUUGGGUUCGCGCUCAAUAUUAGCAGUUAGUCGAAUGUUAAAAUGAAAUAUUUUGUAUACGAUUAAGUGAAAUUGCACAGUUUUGGGAACUUUUCACUUUUUGAAAAAGGGAAAAAAAAAGUGAAAUGGACGUAAGAAAGUAAUAUCUGAAUGAACAAACAUGUAAAGCAUAUUUUUGGAUAAGGAGUUGUUUUUAGUGAGAUGAGGCACUUGCCAGUUGCCACUUUUGUGACCACGUUGCAACAUCAUUUUGUAAAUGCUGUCCAUUGACCUCUAAGCCCUCAAGUAGUGACCCAAUCCCCAACAACUUUAUCACUUCCACAUGAGUCGGCAGAUACCUCAUGUAUUAAAUUUUUUGCAUUAAUAGAAAACAAGCUAUUUGGCCGUAUCGUUAGAUAAAUAGUGUAGUUAAGAUCAUGUCCACUUUGAUAAUUGUGUAGUUAAGCUUCUAUGAUAAGCUGUGGGUUUUCUUUAUCUGUUGACCCUUUAACUGUUGUGUACAUUUUAGGCCUUUGGUGGUAGCACCAGUCAGUGAUCUGGUCAUGUAGUGGUGGUUAUGUGAUGGAUGUACUUUAGAGUAUGUCUCCCUAGAUUAGUGUUAGAUGAAGCUUAGAAAAUUAAGAUAGGGGUGGCGAAAACAUCUUCCACAAUAUUUGUUGUCAUGCAUCCUGUUCCAUCACCUUCCUUCACCUUAGCAGUCAGCAUGAGAUUUUUAACAGCCUUAAAGGGGCCCUCCACUGAUUUUUGCUCAUUGCCAUCAGCUUGUGUGUCAUUAGGAGCACUAUUCAGCCUGUUAAAACAGCUGUACAGUGUCUUCUGUGACUUUGGAGGAGGUUUUUCAAAGUUUAGAAAAUAACCCUGAUGAUGUCAUAGUGAUGUCAUCAGGGUUAUCUCAGCUAGUGCUUGAGACUACAAAUUUAUAACAGAAAGUUUGUUUUAAAAACUCAGGGCAUGGAGUUUGAAAGACGUCAGUGUUUACCAAACAGAGUGGCUCUAACAAAAAGAUGCCAUCAAGUUGCAUUAUGGGAACUGUAGGAUAGAUACUAGGGACUAAAAGUCAGAAUAUCACAGCUUCGGCCUCAUCAGUUUUGACCACUUUUAUGUGUGUCUUGCAAGUCUCCCAGCUUUAUGUCAUUGCAGUAUUAAAUCACUGGAGCACCCCUUUAAAACCAUGCUACACCAAUCUAACACUGCACUUCAUGCCGUGUCAUCAGCAAGGUGGUACACUAACGUUCAGAUGACCAGCUACUACAGGUGCACCACACACUGUCAAAUCAGGUCUGGUCUAGCUCUCAGGUACGAUCAUCAGUGUUAGAAUCUCGUUCUGAAAGGUACUGACAUUCCUGAGUCUGUGUAUGUUUCCAACAACAUUUUAACAGCAAGACUUGCUGCACUUUUAUCUUUUCACUCUCUAAAUCUCACUCUAAAUACCUAGACGAGCAGAUGGAGGUAAUCAUGGUAGCCUCUUGACUAAAUCAGGGUAGCAUUACAGAUGUUGAUUAUGUCAUGAUUAAACAAAGUUAAAGGCAUAGGCUCUGCUUAGCAGGAUAGUAGUAGGUGUAGCUUGCAAUUUAAUGGCACAUGCAAAGGCCUCUCAGUAGCAUCCGCAUGGUGUAGCAGUGUAGUGACAAUAACGUAGAUGCAGUAGUGACAUCCAGCAGCAAACUUUAGUUUAUUAGAAAAUCAGUGGUUGAUUUGUAAGAGAAGGUGAAACUGUUGAAAAAGGAAUUUACUUUUACUGGUUAAAAAUGUGAAGCAUGGCUUUCAUGCUUGCAGCCAGAAGAAAAGGGCAAAAGAAGAAGAUAGGGUACAAUAAAGAUUGUGGAUGUUGGGAGUGAUUGCACAAAGGGUUGCUUAAAUACGAGGGGUCCAUUUAUUCUUUUGUAAAGGAUGACAAAAACUCAUAGUGCUAUAUUUAACCAUUUAUAUGUACUGUUGCCAGCGUUGAAAACAUUCAGAAACCUAGCAUGUGCUGCAUGCACUUUACUGCUGAAGAACGCGUUUCUAAUUAUGGAUAAUUUAUUUGUUUACAGACAUAUUAAUAUCACACUAAAGGGACAAGUGCAUGUUGCAGUGAAAUGCAGAAAACCUUAAAGCAAACAAGUAUUAAUCAUAACCAGUCUAAAGAAAAUCUCCAGAAGGCUUGUGGCAGUGAUACACGAGUGAUUUUAAGAAAACGUCCCUCAGUUGAUCAUAAUCUGGUGAAUCAAAAGCUUCAGUGAAAAUGGUUACGACACCAACUGUGUAAAUUAAUCUUUUGUUUUAUAAUGAAAUGGCAGUCGGCACGGGGGUCACUGAAAGAUCUCGUCUCAGGCCAGAGCCCUUCAUCUGGUCUCUUCUUAGCAGACAUAUCAGUGUAACUACAACUUAGAGAUUUAUAUUUAUAUAUGUACAACAAAACAAGCAACAAAAAAAGAGGCUGCCUUUGUAAAUGCCUGAAAAUGUUUUGUACAUUAAACCAAUUUUUUUGUUUUUAAUGCAAUAUAAUUCCCCAGUUUGGGGUUUUAUGUUUACUAUCUCAUGUGGUACUGCAGUAUAUUAAUUUAUUAUGUAAAUGUUCAUUUUGUAACCAUAUUAUUGACUGUAAUGGUACAAGUGUUUGUGCCCACAUUGCAUUGCAACUCAUUUCAAAUAAAUUAAUAUGUGAAGACUUUAA